CCGCUAUCAUGAAGAGCGCUGGCUGGGUAGGAGCCACCCUCCUGCUACUGUGCUCAUACAGUCAGGGGUAUUUCUUCCAAGACGACUACGACCAUCAGUAUACCUACUCUUCUAUGUCGGAACUGUUCGGCCAUAAAAAUAUCACCACUGUUCUGAAGUUCAAGAUCAGAGCCCUCAAUACGACAGGGGAUGGCGGGAGACUGCAUUCGUUACGUGUGAUCAGUAUUGUGCAGUUUGCAGAUGGCAGAUACUUCAGUAACCCCAAAGGUUGGAAUUUGAAAACAAUAUUCCUGUUUCGGACUAGUACUAAAGGAUCUAUUGACCUGGUCCGUGUCCAUCCUGAAGACGAGGACGAGCUGGUGGUCAUCAAGAAAGCUGUCACCAGUCUUUUCUCUGUUACUGUCAGGGAAUCAGGAGAAAGGACGGACUCCUAUGAGACAACAGAUCUAGAUCACCUAGGAAAUCUAACGCACAAGUACAACGUGGUUACGACGCCGUCCGGAAGAACACUGACUCGUUCCCACUUCAGUCAUGAGAGGGCAGAGAGAACUCACCACAAGACUCUACACUAUCAUGACGACGGGACGUUACACAGAGGUCAUGCCUAUGACAAGAUCCUCCUGAAGGAAAAACACGUCAAAAAGGAAAAAGCAAGAGCUUUACAACCGGGCGAGAAGGUCCACGAGAUAUCAACCUCCGGAGAUUUCCCUGAUAUAUGGACUGCUUCGACAACCAACAUACACCUGGACGGAAAGAGCCGUGUCAACAGUCCACUGAUAGAUAAAGAUGUGCAGGGUCUGGCACAGGACACACUUGAAAUCAAAAUGAGAAAGGUGCAUAAACGAAUCCACGACGUGCAACAGAACAUAUCUCACUACCUGCAGUGUGUGCAUAUGUAUCCCGCGAAAGGUGACGCUAACCGAACCCAGUGUGUACAGGAACUCCGGGAGAUUCUACAGGCACUUCACCCAGAGGACUACAAGGAGUUCGUCAACUCGGUUCUUAACGUGUCUUGUGGAGCAGCGGAGUCCAACUGUUCGGUGGAAAGACUCGUCUUCAUAGAUAUUGUCGCCAGAAUUGCUGAUGAAAUAUCUCAAGAACUUAUCGUCAAACAUGUUCUCAACAGGACAGACCCCAACGAAGAGGAACUACGACAUGUGUUUAUACACUGCAUUGCAAUAGCGAAGCCGAUCAUGCAAGUCGUCCGUGCUGUAGAGGGUUACUGCUUUGGUGUUGGAGAUCAGCAUCAUGGUUCAAUAAAUCUGACAGUGGUACAAACUCGGGCGUGUUUGGCUGUGGGAUCUCUUGCUAGGAACCUUCAUCUCUACUCGAAUUCUUCAGAUGCUGUCAGACUGGUUGAGAAGAUCGAGUCAUGGAUCACUAAACACGAAAUGCAUCCUCACUACAGGCACAAAAGGUCAGUCCGUAUUGAAAAGGAUAGUCACUACAUUAUCUCCAAGAAGAUACUGCUUCACAGCCUUGGAAAUGCUGGUCAUCCACAAUCACUCAACAGAAUUAUCUCCCUUACUUCACCUGGACACGGUCACCACGACUGGAGACGUGCGGCAGUUGAGGCACUAAGGCACUAUCGGUGUAACCAGAGUGCGGGAGCAUUGCUUGAGAGUGCUCUUCGAGAUGCCAAGCAGAGUGUUAGACGAGCAGCCAGAUACCUGUACCUCAAGCAUCCAAGGGCAAACAACUUAACACAUGAACAACAGAACAUUAUUCUGAGCCACUCUUACGCAUGGCCAGUAAUUGCCAGAAUGAGGAGAAGCGUGUUAGAUGCUGUUCUCUUCCAGUUUAGAUUAGCUUUGCCUCACGUGGACUGGAAAAAAGAGAUAGGGAACAGUGCCAUUGGGGCCAGUUUUGGUGUCCUCUUUGAAAACGAAAUGUCAGCAGUUUUCCGACCUCUAAGCGGCUUUGUGGAUAUCGAUAUCCAUGACAAAUUAUGGGCUGAGGCACACAUUAGUAUCGUUGGCAUUCACAUCGACAUCCUCCUCAUUGAACUAUGUUACAAGGGCAGACUGGAGUACAAUGCAAACAAAUUUAAGGACAUCAGCGUUGGGUUAGUCCAGAACAUUGCAGGAGCCUUCGAUGACAUGGCCAAAGAGAUCAUGAAGCCCAUGACUGAUGAAACCACCAGGAUGACCUCUCAGUUUUUGGAACCAGAUGGCAAAACAACGAAGAGCAACUUUGAGCCUCUUGCAAAAGCAGUAAAAGAUCUCCCAGUGAAAACCGAUGCGGCCCUCUCCUCGGUUUUGGAACUAAAUACGCUGACUCAGCAGUUUCAGAGUAUGCCCUGGGUGACUCGUCUUCAGCAAGCCGUGGACCAUGCGCAAGCAUUGGUAGAAGGAAUAAACACUGAUGCCCUCAAUUUCUACAAGAAAAUAUCUGAUGGAAGUAUCGUGGCCUUGCCGGUGGGAGAAAAGGAAAUAAUGGACAGUGUCAACACAGCAAGCAGCCUGAUGGGCAAAAUAGCCAAAUUUCCAAAGCAAGCGUUCUCACACUUAGAAAAAGCCAAACUUGGAUUCCAGCUUGGAAUGGGUCGAAUAUUCUCAGCAAAUUCUGUCAUCAGGAAAGCAACUUCUUUGCUGAAAGGGCAAAGCUCAUCCUGGAUGUCAACAGGAAGCGAGAUUACACACGUCAUAUCUUCAGUAAAAAGCAUUUUGUCAUCUGGGUUCAAAAGACACAGGAGAAGGAAGAGAACACCGUCACCGUUUGAUCAGGUUAAUGAUCUCCUCGACAAAGUGGGUGAUUCAUCAGAUGAAAUAUACCGGAAAGUUGAGACACAGACCAAUCAAGUCAUUUCACAUCUGGAAUCCCUGAGGGACAAAGAACCGCAAGCGUUCCAAGAAGGACUUGGCCAUCAAAAACUCACCACUGAAACAAUACAAAAGAACUUCCAAUUGUUUCAAGAGGCUAUAGAAAAGAUAAAGUCGACCAUACAGUCACUAUUUGGAUCGAAGUUUCAUCCCUCAUUUCCUGGUCAAAGACGUCCUUCAGAUUCUAGUUGCGGUAAAGGGACAUAUCCAUCUGACACCAGGAGCAAAUAUGGAACUGCAGGGAUCGACCUCGUGUUGAAUAAAGGAUGGAAGGUCAUAAACCCGGUAGCUGGUAUAGUUCGCAAGACUGGCGCGUCUGAGGUCACCAUCAAACCGACUGAUUCAGACUUCAAACAGUAUGAGAUUAUCAUAGCCAACAUUAAUCCCUCAGUUGGCGAUGAGGAUAAACAUUUUGAACAGGCACAGGUAAUAGGAACAUCGGGAGGCAACAACGGGUGUGACUGGCCUCACAUCCAUCUUGCUGUUAAGAAGAAAUCCCAAGGCCCGGGUGAUGACUUGUGCUUCUACAUGGACCCUUCACCCUUUGUCGAUACUUUGAAACUAAAACCUGUCUGGCAUCAAGAAUGCAAAGACUUCACAUUUAAACACAUCGGACAGGUUGCAGAUCUGAUAUCGAUGCCAAAUGUCUUGUCAGAGGUCAUCGGAAAGCUGAAGCGAGAAGCACUAGACUGGCUGAAAGGGUAUUCUGUUAAACUGCUCAACAAAAUCAUUCCCCCAGAUUCGGAACUAGGGAAGGCCAUGAGCUUCAUAAGCAGUAAGCUCGGAUCUCUGUCUGACGUAACACAACUGUUCACAGGAUUAGGGGGCCAUAUGAAUAAUUUCCUCUCAACAAUAAAAGCCAAUGUCAAGGGGAAGGCUUUUGGAGCAUUUUCUGGAAUGUUAAUGGCAAAUGACCGCUUGAAGAGCCGUUUUCCAAAACUGUCUCGUUUGAUUGGAAACGCAACGUCAUUACUGAAGAAAGUACCAAUCGGGAAUCUGAAAACAUUUGCUACUGGUGGUCUUGGUAAACAUCUUGGACGAUUUGGAAUUCUACCCAAAGGAGGGAGAUUAGCCAGCACGUCUCUCCUGAAGACUUCCAUGUUUAAAAUGUGUGAAAAUUUCAAGACUGGCUUCCUGUUUGGACAUGACCAGAUGUGUACAGCUAAUGAAGAUUGUCUUGGAUUCUCUUGUCACAUUGAUAUACCGCUGAGCCGUAUCAAGGGUGGGAUCUCAUUGAAAGUCAGGGUUCAUCCUCUUGAGGCUAAGGUUGAUGUUGAACUGAACGGUGAAGGAAAGAUUGCUCCUAAAGGUAACAGUGUCUCCAGGACUGGGGUUCGACUUGGACCAGUCUCAUUCAGUCUCCAGAGUUCUGUUGAAAUACAGAGAGGCGGACUGGUAGUCUCUCUAUCUGUCAAGCCAUGCUACAGAUCGAUGUGUCUUCAUGACAUCAAAAUCAUCAAGCACCUAGCUUUUCAUCACAGGCACAAGCGGGAUAUUUCUGCUACUAUACAGAACGGCAUUACCAGCCUGGAAAACAUGGACCUAUCCUCAAUCACGGAUCAGCUGACUAACCUCAAUAUCCCUGGCAAAGAGUUCGUAGGACAGAUGAAUGAAAUGUUGGAUGGAAUACGAACAAAGAUAACAGAAGCAAAAGCUGACCCAGUUGGGGCUUUAACGGAGGAGAUGAAAGCUGAAGAUGAUUAUGAAGACAAGCAGGAUUAUCCAAAUGGAAAACCCCUCUAUUUUCCCUUCUUCCCACCAGGCGCCAUGACGUUCCCUUAUCCAGCAGGGCCAGUUGUAUUUGUCAUAUCUUUGGAUGCUGGAGCAGAACUUGGGCAAGAGAUUUCCGUGGAUGUACAGACUGUCAAAUCAACAAUGUCAACAAGUAUAGGUCCAUUUGUUGCCGGAAAAGUCAAAGCAUCGUUUGGCAUAUCGAUCAUAAUUGCAUCUGCUGGAAUAUCUCUCACUGGAUGGCUGAUGAAAACAAGUUUUCCUUUCGUACUGGAGAUGAACUACGCAAAAGUACCAACAGUUGCCACAAAAAAACUUAAUGUCGAGCUUACACCACUUGAACUACGACUAAGAGCAUGGGUAAAAAUACUUUUCAUUAUCAACAUGCAUUUUGACAUUUGGCACUGGCGAAGCCCCACAUACACUGGCACCAUGUGGGAACACCAAUAUGAUAUAAACGAUAACACUCCACCAAGAUUCCCCAACUGUGACCACAGGAAGAGGUCAUUGUCAGGAAGCUGUUCUGUCCGGCAACUUGAUGGAAGGCAUCCCAGUGACACAGCAUUCAUCCUGGAAGUUGACAGUGGGGAUGAAAACAGCCCUCUCACUCUACACUAUAGUAUUGGUACUUCUCGAGGUGGAAGAGAUGUGAAGUCACUGGUGGAGAUGAGAGGACCCUCCUUAACAUUGCCCACAGUUUCACUGCCUCAUGGAGUACCUUUGUAUUGGACAAUAAGGGCUAGGAACACUCAAGGUAUUGAGGCAACGGCUAUGUGCAUGCUCCACACCUAUGACAAUACAGUUCCAGAUGGGAGGGUAGAUGCUGCCUAUCAGUUUACAAGUCAUAGAACGGUGAUCCAAGCCAACGUUGUCGUAUUCGAAGAUUCUCCACUAACACCUAAUCACUCAGUUGCCGUUGGAUACAGUCCUGGGGAGUUCGGAAAAGAAAUUUUGGAUUGGCAAAUUCUGUACCUGGAAAACACAAAUGAGAGAAAAGGUGUUAUGUCCGAAUUGAAAAUGUUUGCCCCAUCUAAGCCUGGAAAGUUGUCUUCUGCUCCAUUUUCUACAGCUCAUGCAGAUAAUGAUAUUGAAUGUGCAAGACUGUGUUUGCAGACAGGUUCAAAGUGCAUUUCCUUUGACUAUGAAAUGCAUACUCAGUCUUGUGAUCUCCAGGAAACAGUUGUCGGAGCUAAGGCGAAACUUCGUGCUGCUGCUUCCUAUUUUCACUAUGAAAGACUUGGAGUUGGUUACAGUGCUUUUCGGGAGUUCUCUCACUCAAACCUCGAACAUGGCGCCCAGUAUUUUAUAAAUGCAAAGAUCACCAACACUCUAGGAUAUGUUGCCUACCUGCCAUCAACUGGGACUCUAGCUGACUUUACUCCACCUGAACCUGGUCCUGUAGGAGAAGCUGCUUCAGAUGUGUUGACAGCUGAUGGAUGUAAGGCAGCUGUGACUCAAAGAUGCAUCGAUGUCACCAAGGAGCUCAAUCACAGAAAAAUCAUUGAUGGGAGUGCUGGAAGAACGGUUUUUGGAGGCAACAAACCUCUUGACGAUACGAAAUACACACUCGCAAACAACUAUAUCUCAGGAAACUGCGAUGGCUUCCACGACGACGAAAGUGGUAUUUGGGGCUACACGUGGGCAGCUGGGACGUCUGUGUGUGGGUCUGAUGUUGUGAAGUUCACUGAUCCUCACGCUCAACUACAAACCAGGCAAGACUGGACCUACACCGGACUGGGCAAGAAUCUCCAUCUGGCUGAUGGUCAGUACUAUAUCACCUUCCAAGCUAUCAACAAUGUUGUACACGGAGGAGCUUUGGUUACAACAGUGUGUCACUCUACACCUGUGACAGUUGACACGACACAGCCCGUAGUACAUGAGGUAGGGGAUUUGCUGUUUGAUGAGGAUUUUGAUAUCUUGGGCGUCUACUUCAAUGUAUCGGACUCUGGAUCGGGUAUUGCCAGGGUGGACUUUGGUCUGGGCAAAACAAAGUAUGAUGUAUUUGUUAGAUCUUACAGCCGUCAUCCCUUCCUGAACCGAGCUGACCCAUACCUUGUGAUAGAAGAUCUUGGCUUGACACCUGGUGUCCAGGCUUGGGUGCGAAUCAGAGCCGUUAAUUCAGUGGAUCUCUCCACUGCAAGCCAUGGUGAUGUCCCGAUACUCAUUGACUUUACACCGCCAGUCGUUGGUAAAGUACUUGAUGGGGACAAACUGCUCGAAGAUGUUGAAUACCAGCAUAACACACAGAUGAUCUGUGCACAGUGGGUCGACUUCUAUGAUCCAGAAUCUGGUAUUGACAGUUAUCUCUGGGGUGUUGGAACGACUGCUGGAGCUGAUGACAUUCUUCCAUUUACAAAUUUUACGCAUCAAGUUAAAUCUUGGUGCAACGUCACAACUCUGCACCACAAUACAACAUACUAUUCAACAGUUGUCGCUUUCAAUGGGGCAAUCAAUCAGAAGGAAAUUCAGGCAACAUCUAAUGGAGUGCUGGUAGACAUAACACCUCCACUGCUGGGGUUUGUCCAGGAUGGUCCUGAUAUUGUGAAUGAUGUGGAGUUCAGCUCUCAGACAGCUACUAUUGAAAGUGCCUGGGCCAACUUCACUGACCCAGAAAGCCAUGUACAAGAGUACACAAUGAUGGUAUAUGUAAACGAUGAACUGAAAAAGAAGUUCCAUAUUGGAUCCAUGACCAGUUACACUGACCAUACAAUUGACACUAAACACAAGGACCAUGUCCGAGUUCAAGUCACAGCAACAAAUGGAGCAGGACUUGAAACACAAGCAGACAGUAAUGGGUAUAUGGUUGACGAAACACCGCCAAACAUGAUGUAUAUACAAGAUUCUCAGACAGGGAAAUACCAAAGUGAUUCCUCACACCUUGGCGUUAAGUGGUAUUUUACAGAUGAAGAGUCAGGCAUCUUGGAAUACAGAUACACUAUAUUUGAGAAGAUUGGUGGUCAGAAGAAAAAGUUUUGGCCAAAGGAUGAGACAUUUGCUGUCAUUGAAGUUGAAAAAGCAGACAUACAGUUGGAUUCCCUUCCUCUUACAAAUGGGGCCCAAUAUACAACAUCAGUCACUGCACUCAACAACGCCCUUCUUGCAACGUCAGUAGAAUCAAGUGGAGUUGUUAUUGACACAACACCGCCCACAGUAAAGAAAGUACUAAUCGGUCUCCCUGGGCAAGAGGAGGAGCUUGAUGACUUCGGAAAUGUAAUCCAUAUGGAGGAUCAACCGAUGCAUGUGUCUUGGACAGCUCGUGAUCCUGAGAGUGGUAUCUCUCAAAAUCUGCUUUGUGUGAAGAACAAUGUCAUACAGUGCACUCGAAGUGAGCAGUUUACCAACUAUGGAAGCACAUCAUCUGUAACAUUAGAAGCUCUCAAUCUUAUAUCAGAUGACAAGACUCAGUACGUUGUCGUUAUCAGAGUAACAAAUGGAGCAGGCUUGACAGCAGAAGCUUCAUCAAAGCCAAUACAUGUAGAGAAGGGAAACUCCCCUGGAACAGUCUAUGAUGGUCGAAGUAUCAGUGAAGAUACAGAUUUCCAGCAAGAUCUUUCAAGUCUAUCCAUGUCGUUCGAUGGCUUUGGUAGUGAUGCGUGUGGAAUAACCGGCUAUGACUGGGCGAUUGGAACACAGCCAUACCUGAGUGACAUAAUGCAUUACACAAACUAUGGACUUACGAUGGUCAGCGACAGUUCAGGAUAUGCGGAAAUAACAAAUACAAACUUCAACAAUGUGAAGUACUAUGUUACAGUCCGGGCUAUAACUGGUGUGGAAUGUCCAGACUCGUACAUCGUAUCAUCAUCAAAUGGUGUAACGGUUGACCAUGAAGUUCCUGUUAUAAAUCAACAGUACAGAGGUCAAAUGAUGUCUUCCUCACUUUUGUUUUUAAACCAAACAACAACUCUACCAAUAUCAUGGUCUGUUGAGGAUGCAAAUAUCAUGCCUGUGAUUUCCUGGUCAAUAGGGAGCCUCCCAGUCUCUGGUGAAAAACACACUGUUAAUAUUUCAAAGUCGGGUCUUGAUCCAUGGGACAUAAGUCUUUCAGCAAACAACACAUAUUUCGUGACAACAUAUGGCUCUGAUAUGGCAGGCAACAAGGCUUUAAUGAGUUCACCGCCAAUCACAGUUGAUGAAACCCCCGUCUCUAUUAUUGACUAUGAGUGUACACCUUUUGUAUCAAUGAUGUCAACAAUUGUCACUUGUUCUUGGAGGUUUUUCGAAGAAGCAGAAAGUACCAUCACUAACGUAACAAUCACAGCACGUACAGGACAAGGCAGCUCGCAUAUAUUAGUGGUUAGCAGGCUGUCGGCAAUUGAGAGACGCUGGAGCUUUGACACAGAGGGAGUUUUGCAAGAUGGAGUUUCAUUCCUGUAUAUAACUCUGGAAAUUGAAAAUGGUGCACAUCUACGCAGCAAAUUCUUUAAAGAAAUUGUCUUUGAUCAGACACCGCCAGCCGACGGGGAACUCUCAGUAGUUACAUCAUCUAAUCCAUCAUCCAAAGAGGAAGUAGUCUGCCAGCAACAAACAACGUACAUGUCUGUCUUUGUGAAUAGAUUCAACGAUCCCGAAUCACAGAUAGACAGGUAUGAAGCAGGACUGGGAAGUGAGCGAGGACUGACAGAUGUUCUUCCUUUCACAAAAGUCACUUUGUCCAAUGGACUGUUUGUAGUUCCAAACCUACACUUGGAAUCUGGAGCCCUCAUCUUUGUCACUGUCCGCAUUUUCAACAAAGCCGGUCUGUUCGCAGUGAAAGAAAGUAACCCGUUGGCUAUCAGCCCAAAACCCUACCUACUUGUUUGGGAUGGACCAGGAUCUGAUGAUGUUGAUAGUCAACAUGAUCUGACGACCAUUCAGGGAAGGUGGGGUUACUCUGAUCCCUGUCCAGUGAUAUCAGCAGAGUGGGCAGUAGAAGACAUCACAGGGGAGAUUAUCAAAGGCUUUGAACAAACCCCUGGGAAUGGUCAUAACUUCUACAAUGAUGAAUUGACAUUGGAGAAUAUGAAGACAUAUAGAGUCAUUGUGAGAACCACUGAUGCCCUCAACCGCACCAUGAUUGGGCGAUCUGAUGGGGUAAUGGUCAAGAUUCAGCCUCCAGUUCCUGGGAAUGUUCGAGAUGGCAUUGCUUCUGACAUCAACUACCAGCUACCUACAAAUUACCUUGCAGCAAACUGGGAUCCGUUUGGAGAAAUGAAUGAUUUGGACCCAUCACAGAAAAUUGAAUACUAUGAAGUGGCUGUAGGGAAUGACAGAAGAUAUAAAGACAGGAGAUCCAAUGUUCAUUUCUUUGAGAACGUUGGUCUCAACAGAAGUUAUGUCUUUAAGCAUUUAAAUCUAACCGCAAAAACAGUUACAUAUUACAUCACAGUGAGGGCAUACAGUUCUGCUGGAAGUUAUGAAGAAUCUUUUUCAAAUGGAAUCCGAGCUGGAUUUGGAACAGACAUCGUGUUGGGAGAUAUCGAAGUUGCUGAGUACCAAUCCAGCUCCAGUGAAAUACAAGUAUCAUGGUCUGACUUUAUAUCUGACUUUAACAUUCGGAAAUAUGAGGUUGCUGUUGACACUGAAGAAUAUACAGAGUCAAAUACAAGCUUGGAAUGUCACGCUAUUGUCUUUCAGCCACUUGUGGCAUUUGAGUCUGUCAACAAAGACACAAUCAAAACCAUAAAAGGUCUUCAAUUAAAUCAUUCUGAGGUUUACUUUGUCCUUGUCAAAGCUGAAGAUGAGGCAGGGAUGUGUCUGAUUGCAUCCAGUAAAGCAAUUACAAUUGAUACAACACCACCGCAACCAGGACAAGUGAUCAUUGAUGGUGGACGGUCAUCUGGUAUUCUAUAUGCCACUCAACUGCACUCUGUACAUAUAAACAUGACAGGAUUUACAGAUGAAGAAAGUUCCAUAGAUUACUACACGGUGGCAUUAUUAGGGGGACUUUUCUGCACUGAUUCAAUGUCAUUAUCCCCCAAAGACAAAGACGUUUUACGUUCUGUUACUGUUUCAACUUCCGAUGCCCACUUCAACGAUCUCAUGUUAGACACAACCAGGCCAUACUAUAUACAGGUUACAGCAGCUAAUAAGGCAGGUUUGAAGACGACUGUGACAAGUGAACCUAUUUUAGCAGAUUACAACCCUCCAGUUGCUGGAAACAUAAAAAUUGGGUCAGAUUGGAGGUACAGUUCAAGGUCUUGGGGCGAUACGAACCUGUUACAAGGCACAAUUCUCAUCAAUACCAACAUACACGAUUCAACAUGUAAAACUGAAAGAGAACUACUGAAUAAUAACUAUAAAAAGGAAAUAGUGAUUUUGGAUGAUGUCUUCCAAUCGCACGCUGUUGAUAUUGUAGAUAAUAACCGUGUCAAGAUAUAUGCACGACUUGACCCGUCGCUGCAACUGUUUGAAAAAGGAGGAGUCAAAACAAACCCAACGCUACUGACAGAAGGCAACUAUUCAUUUUCUCUUCAGGCUACAGCACGACACAACGUUUCAUCUAUGAUAGGUCUGAUUCAAGAAAGUCUUCCAAAUCCUGAUGAUAUCUUAAAGGCUUAUGCAAAGAUAUUUAUAGAUAAUUGCAAUGGCAGUGCAUGUUCUAACGGCGACAGGACUGUAGUAACUGAUGACGAGAGUUGGAACCUUGGCGUUCUCUUGACUAUGAAUAACAUCUCAGAACCCCUAAUUCUGUUCUGGGCCAAGGAUAAAUCCAGAAUCAAAGUUCAUAAUGUCCAUGUAGACUUUGAUCCAAGUUUCUCACUGAACGACUUUUCUCUUCAAGCAAUAAAUGAUUCAACACCAUCAACAGCUUCGUGGGAUAUAAAUCUAUUCAUCAACGGUCAGUUGAAAGGUCAACAUGCUGGACUGAACAUUCAAGGAUACGUUGUCGCCUCUGUGUUCUCCUGGAACAAUGAUGGAUAUAUUCCACAAGUGGAUGAUCCGUUUGACCCAUUCACAACUAACCUACUCCUGUCAUCACUGAGACUACCGCUCCCGCAAAUACACCCAUGUAGGUACGGACGGGCAUUUUAUGAUUCACAGAGCGGGAUCAAAGAUAUUUCCAUUGGUCUGUCAGAUUCUCAGAACACAACUGCAAACGUAGUACCUUAUACGAAACAAAUGUCAUUUUGUGUUCCUUGCAAAGAUCUUUGCAAAGAAAGUUGUGGCUUUGAAGGUUCCUGUUCCAAGAGUACAGACCAACAGGGAUUAUCAGUAAGGCAUUUCCAACUCAGCAACUUGACACUGAUUCCCUCUCGGAUGACUGAUCGAAUUAACUACACUGAUUCCCAAGCCAGUGCCUACUAUUUUGAUGUGAAAGUAACUGAUCAUGCUGGUUAUGAAAAACAAAUCAAGUCUAACGCAAUCAUCAUUGACACAACACCCCCAGUGGUGACUGAUGUCACUUGCUUUGAUCCGGAGUACUCGCUGUAUGAACCUGCACUCUACAUUGGAAAUGAUCAUGCUGUCAGUGCUAAGUGGGAGAUAUCAGAGGAUUUCAGUGACAUCAACGCUGUCUUUGUUGGAAUUGGAACAAAAUGUGGACUAGAUGAUAUUGUUCAAAUACCCCUUCAAAACAGACUGAAGAAUGUAACACUGAAUUCAACAAAAGAAAGUCUUCAACAGGAUCAAAAGUAUUUUGUCGGUGUUACCGUAAUAAAUUCUGCUGGUCUCAACCACACUGCGUGCUGUCCAUUUGUCAUUGAUAUUAAAUCUCCCACAGUUUCCUCUACUGAACCAGUGCCACUGUUUGUCUCAGCAGAAGAUGUAGCCGGACUUAACGUUUCACUUACCGAGUACAAUGAUCGAGUUGGAAUCCAGUGGGAUGAUCCUCAUAGUGAUGUGGACUAUUUUGACUGGCAGCUGGCGAGUGAGGAUUCAGCAGACGAAAUAUAUCCAACAAUGCGAGUCGGUUCCAACACAACUCGACGUGUCGAGGUCCUGAAGGGAGAUAUAAGUCUUUCGCAUGGCGCUGUCAACGCUUCAGUGUCUGAAUUCCUUAACAGAAACUUCUCUGAUGGUCUUAAGAGUGCCGACUUCAAGAAUAGUCCACUCAUGCUGGAACCAGGCAAAUGUGUCAUCCAAACCGUGACUUCUGUCAGUAGAGCUCACAAGAGAAAGGAUUUGACGUCACAGAAGACCUGCAUUAAACGCAAGAAAGACAUGAUUGUGAAACAGGGUACCAACAAAACACUUGUGAUUGACGGCGUUGUCAUCUCCGAGUCAUUGGCAAAGAACAAUCACUCUGUUUGCACAAUAUCAGUGGAAGUUUCCAGUGGCGCCCUAGCGGUCGGUGUACUGAGCAAGACAGAUCAACACAUGGCCUACGGUGCUCCAGCCGCCGUGGAUUAUUCCCCUUACAUCGUCAGCCCCGACAUCACCUCGACACAGCUGUCCCGGUUUCUCACUGGAAGAGUCUACAGUUUUGUUAGUCCUGCAUUCUACCUGUCGCCGAUCAGCAAUGUACAACUAACAGAAGACAUCAACGUUGAUUUGCCAGCAUCCCCAGCUGAUGAACACCAGGAAUCAGCGAUCAUUCUGUGGGACUCAGGUGACAAGGUCUGGCGCCAUGUCAGUGAAAUCUGCGGUAUUGUCCCUUUCAAGAGCAACGCCACCACGCGUGAUCCUCAUGCAAUACAGAUCUGCAAUUUAGUAUUUAAGAGAAGCUUGACAAAAUCAAAUACACGUGCGAAGAGGGCAACGCUUCCUUUCUCGAGUCCAAGAAUGUUUUCCGGAGCAAUUGUGUCUAAACAUGUGAACAAUACACCUCCCAUCAUUGACACCAGUGUUAUCCAAUGUGUCGAGGACAGCUUUGUGGAGCAAGUCAUCAAGUACCACGAUCUGCAGCAUGACAAUUUAACAUUUACAUUAGAAGAGCAUCCUCAUCACGGCGAAGCCAACCUCACAGCAGAGGGAAUGCUAUCCUACCGACCAGAGAAAGAUUUUAAUGGCUAUGAUAGUAUUCUUGUAAAUGCAACCGAGGUAUUCAUACAUGAUCUGGGAAUACAACCAGCUACAUUUACCAAGAGAAUACACAUCAACGUGUCAAAUGUUAAUGAUCCACCUGUCACUUUCUACCAGAGGGACACCCAGUCACCAAUACCAUCAUUUGUUGAAAGUAUUCACAAGGUAUAUGUUGAAGGCAAUCUAACGGAUCACUCUCUGGGUUCGUUUUGGGUCGCAGAUGUUGAUGACCCUGAAGAUUUGACAAUCAUUCAAAAGGAUGUAAGUGGUCUGGCAGCCAACUUUACUUUUAAACAGGUUGAUGCGGCUGGGGAAGAUGGAGAGACAUACAGAAACAUGUCCAUGAUCUACUCAGGAAACACUAUCACCAAACAUGACUUGAAGCUGAAGACCCUCAAGGAAUUCCACGGGAGCAUCCAGUUCUCACUACUCACUGUUGAUACGAAUAAGAGCUACAGCCACGCCCUGUCCAUCCACGUGUUUGUCCUCAUCAACCCAUGUUACCAUGGUAGCUGUGCUCCAAGAACCCCGUCUUUACCAUGUGAACAUCCAGACAGAGCAAGCAGCUUUCAGGCCUAUCACUGUGAAUGUGUAGCUGGUUACGAAGGACAGUUCUGCGAGAAGGAAAUCAACGAAUGUCUGAAGGCCACCUGUUCCCUUCUGUAUGAUUGCGAAGACAAACUGGCGACCUAUGAGUGUGUCCUGAACAUCCCGAAGAUUCUUGCUAUACUUGUCUGCAUUCUUCUGCCCUGCUUAGGUGUUACCUUUUACAUAAGUCGCAAGUACAAACACAUUCGACACCAAUCAAAGGUCUGGAAUUUGCCAGACAACACUCCAGAUACGCAGACGAAUCCUGUAUACCUAGCAAGAUGCACAUCCACCACGGAAGAAGUAAAGGAGGAGACGACUUCCGGGUCGGCUUUCAGCAAGCAAGAAGUAAUUAAGGACGAGACACCUGCUGCUUUUCAAGAGAAUGGCAGAAGCACGCCUGCCUUGUUCAUGGGUCCAGGACACGCAAGGAUGCCUCACAGGAAAACAAACUACUUCACCCAGUGGAGCUCAGAUAAAACCCUUCCUAGAGUUGUUGAUUGAAGCAACAGUAUCCAAAGUGUCGAAUUUUGCAGUGUUUGCAGUGUAGAUGUUCUAAUAAACGCUAGUCUUCUUUUGUAACUCAUAUUAGAGGAACCCGAAUUGGCCUUUGUGUGAACUUUCACAUUUCUAGUAUCAGUAUUCGAUCAUUUACUUCAGAUACUAAUAAUGCGAGUGUGUGUCUUUGAGUUAACGCUAUCCAUAUUUCGAAAUAUUUUAUAUAUGUAUAUGAAAUGGAAAUCAUCUAAGACACGAAAUAUAUUUCAUUAAGAAAUAAAACAUCUAUAUGGACAAUUUGAAAGUGUUAAAAUUUAAGCUAUUGAUAACCUGUAUAUGGAUAAAGACUUACUUAAGGUCAUAUUUAUAAUGUCCAUGAAAGCCAAGAUUGCUCAGAUUGCCCUAUGUAUAUUGAGAUGAGUGUGAAGAUGUACAAAAUAUAAUCCCACCAUUGCUAGAAAUUGUUCAUAACAUAUAUUGCCUUUUUGCAGAUUGAACCCGUGUUUGACAAAAUGCUGUUGAUAAUAUUGAUCCGAGUUAUCUAUAUAAUUAUAUUAGUUGUCAAGAAAACCGAGUGUGUGCCAAUCUGAGCCUAAGGUUUAACUCAAUAAAUAUUGAUAUCGC
This is a messenger RNA of Haliotis rubra (blacklip abalone), 15203 nucleotides long. RefSeq lists its product as uncharacterized. The transcript is spliced from 47 exons. Lineage: Eukaryota; Metazoa; Mollusca; Gastropoda; Lepetellida; Haliotidae. The record is from RefSeq and is a predicted model, not a curated record. The coding region runs from base 9 to 14585 and encodes 4858 amino acids. Gene Ontology annotation, molecular function: lipid carrier activity; calcium ion binding. Gene Ontology annotation, biological process: lipid transport.